Rhagoletis zephyria (snowberry fruit fly) is the source of this 926-nucleotide messenger RNA. RefSeq names its product protein MEF2BNB homolog. The record is from RefSeq and is a predicted model, not a curated record. NCBI's taxonomy places the organism in Eukaryota, Metazoa, Arthropoda, Insecta, Diptera, Tephritidae. Gene Ontology annotation, cellular component: BORC complex.
CGGUAGUCAGCUGUUGUAUUAUUGAUUUUUUCAGUGCUUUGUUUAUAAAUUCGCAAGCACCUCCUGGCGAUAUUAGGCGAUUAGGUCCACAGUAUACAUUAGGUCCAGGAGAAAACCCCCUUGCUUCUAAACGGAAUCGCCUUCGACAAUUCCAACAGAAGAUAUUUUAACAAGCAUGACCCCACAGGACGCGGAUUUGGCUUUCAAAACCAAGAAAACUUCAGAGAAAAUAUGCGAAAACAUACAUAUUGUCGCAAAUGAUCCAUCAUUAGCAUUCUUUCGGAUACAGGAACAUGUCCGUAAGGUGCUCCAGCCAAUAUCAGAUAAGAGAGCGGAAGUUAUACAGCUGCAAACAAAUUUACAAGGCCAUUGCUAUGACAUGGAAUAUGCUGUUGGUGCUGUGAAGAGCGUGGAACACUCUGAGGCCAUCUUCAAAAACAUUCAAGAAAUGAUAAAAACCUCUAUAUUUCUGAAACAGCAGCUGAAGUAUGGUGAGAUAAAGAACAAAUCAAAAAAAGAAUCAACUAGUAGUUCAGUUUAUAAACGAUUUUCCGCACAUUUGACGUUGGAUUUGCCAGAACUACCUGAUUUUAGUGGUGUUAUGCGUGAAACAAGCCAGCGUGUGGAGACUAUGAUGACUUCGACAAGGGACAGCCAUCCUACGCAAAGUACUACUGGUGAAUUGCAGAGAUCACAUACAACACUGCACUAGAAGGAGUCAAGGGCUGAAAAUUUUUUAUACCCGAGUAUGAGGGUAUUAUAAAAUAAUUGUUUGUUACAGGCUAAGAUAAUCGAUAUAGGUAUAGACAUAUAUGUAUGUAUGUAGGUAUACUCCGAAAUGCUCAGAGUGAAGAGAGUCGGUUAAGCCAAGCCUGUCUGUCCGUCCACCAUGUACACGAUAAUAAUAUUAACAAUUGGCGCUUACA